Molecule: messenger RNA, 618 nt
Organism: Cyclocybe aegerita
Lineage: Eukaryota; Fungi; Basidiomycota; Agaricomycetes; Agaricales; Hemipholiotaceae
Source: the annotation of a GenBank genome assembly
AUGCCUGCCCUCCUCUUCGACCCUGCCUUUCUUGAGCCGAUCAGCCCGGCCACCUCUCCGGAGUGCCGCAAGCAGAUCGUGGCCCACAUCAGGGACAUGUACCAUGUCUGCACCGUCCUUCAGCGACGCGCCGCCCAACACUUGCUGGCUCUGGACAACAUGUCCGACGAUAGCGACGACGACGACGACGACGACGACAGCGCCGAAUCCGAGGUCGAUGAGCUCGUGGACGACUCGACCGCUGCUGCCUUGGCCGACAUUUUGUCUAGCUCUGGCUCUGGCUCUAUGUUUAUUCAAGACUGGGCUUCCUUGGUUCUCCGACCCGUCCCUGAGAAUCGCUACUCUGCCUUUGUUCGUCUUCUACGGGGCUAUUACCCUGCAGACGAUGUCGCUCAAGCGAGCACGGUGCUCAUCGAGCUCCCCGAAAACCACGUCGUUGACACCUGCUGCCGCCAGACGCUCGCCAUCGUCCCUAUGGAGAACCUCUUUGAGCGUCUCCAAGCUCACGAGAUCAUCAUGGACACUCGCCUUCCCACCGACGCCCUCUACAUUCACAAGUCCAUGCUCGCUCUCGUCAAGCUCGUCAACGCCAUCCUCUUCGCUUCCUGCGGCGUUUGA